AUGACAAUGGUUGCUUCUUCUCCUCUCCCAUUAACAACAAAUGUAGGCUGUGCAUCUUGUCGGCAACUUCAUGCUGAUAUAAAGGAUUGUGUGGCUCAGUUGUCUGAUAAAUUAGAUGAAUUGCGUGUGCGGGUUGAAACGUUAUUUGCACUAAGGCAGUCUGGAAAUGGAGUUGACGUCGCAGUCAGUGCUGAAGAUGAUAAAAAUGCAACUGAAAGGUCGAUAGCUUUGAAAGAUGAAGUGGUUUCUGAGUGUGGAACUGAUGAAAAAGAAACGCCAUCGCCAUCAUUUCUUGAAAGUAAUGAUGCGACUCUAGGGAAUGUGGAAAGAGAAGUGACACCCAUAGACAAUCACAAUCAUAAUCACAUAAGUGGUAGCCGGAAACGGAAACCAAACCGAGAAGCGGUUCAUAAAGUAGAAAAAGUCAACAACAGUAGCAAUUUGCUUACUCAUAAUCUGAUGGAAUCGAUUGCGAAUCAAAAAGCAUUAGAAGCUGCUUUGAAAACAGAUGGUUUUAUUUAUCCAGCAUUUUUCGAUUCUUUCUCUUUGGCCGCAAAUUUAAUGGCUAAUACUGGAGUGAACGCCGCGGCGCAGCAGAACAUCUUGUCGAUGUUAUGCCAGCAACCUACUAUAGGCCAUCCACCUGCUUCAUCAACGCCAAAUAGCACUGAUGAUGGAAUGAAUGACCUUGUCAUGGAAGAAGAAGAGGAUACUAGUAAUAACAGCUCUAUAAAUACACCAUCAAUGUCUCGAUGUAGCAACUGCUUAACAACAAAAACGACGGCUUGGAGGAGGGACCAAACUGGUAAAUUAGUAUGCAAUGCGUGCGGCCUUUAUUACCGUUUACAUAGGACUAAUCGACCAGUACAUAUGCGGAAGGACAUUAUCCAACAGCGUUUUAGACGCCGUGUCAAGGAGGAAGACAGCGUCUCUACUAGUCCACAAGCAGUCCUGUCCUCUCUCAUCUCAAUUUCACCCUCAGCCGCAGCCACUUUGGCACUUUUGGAGCAACAGCACAAUGCAUUGCAAGGAAAUCUCGGUACACAACCACUAUUCGAACAAACCGCUUUACAAGCCCAAAACCAAGCGUCUCCCAUUUAA
Molecule: messenger RNA, 1101 nt
Organism: Thelazia callipaeda (thelaziosis nematode)
Lineage: Eukaryota; Metazoa; Nematoda; Chromadorea; Rhabditida; Thelaziidae
Source: the annotation of a GenBank genome assembly